AUGAGUUCAAAUUCGUCUAGGAGAUCAGGGUCUCCCAACCCUGAAGUACUUCAAAGACCCACGGCUAAGAGAUCACCGUCUAUUUUGGUGACUGAUUCCAGAACGCAUUAUGUGAAAGGAGCUAGAGCUCCAUUCGCAGGACAUAAUUAUAAGAAGCAACAGCAACAGCAACAACAACAACAAAGUAAAUACACUGAUAUAUCAGUUGAUAAGUUAUUAAGUAAUUCAAGUGAUAUUCCAUCAGGUCAGAGUAGAUUACCAUCAUUAAUAUCAAGUACCAUCAGAAGUUCAUCACCUUACGGUAGGAAUUUAUCUCCACAAUUACAACCUCAACCAUCAGAUGCUUCAUUAAGAAGAAAUAUUAGAAGCAUACCAAAAUUAUCCCAAUCAUUACCAUCAAGAACAUCGAAGACAUCACAGAAAUUGGUGUUGAUUCCUGAACAACAAAGAUAUAAUUCACCCCCACCCCAAUCUGUUCCAUCUCUGUUGAAUACUCCUCAGGAUUUACAAAGUCAAAUACAGAGAUCAAGAGCUGAACUUAUGCCUAAAGAUGUAAGAGCUCAAGAAUUUAGUAGAAUGACAGCUUAUUUCAUUUGUGAACAAUUCAAUUUAGUGGCUGUAUCUAAAUUCUUAAGAGAAAAUCAUGAAGUGAAGCCUAGAAUGUAUGAUGAAGCAUUAUAUGUUCCAUAUGCUUUACCAUUAUUACCUGGUUCAGAAGGAUUUAGAGUUAAAUCAAAUAAUUCAACUAAACUUCAAGCUAAUAAAAGAAUUAUGGAAAAAUUAAUUAAUAGAAGUGAACAAGCAAAUCAUUUAUACGAAUAUUAUUCUGGAGUUGAAACUCCUGAAGAUGCCAAUAAUUAUUCUAUGGAUCCUGAAUUGGAAAAUUUUGAUAAUUCUCCAUUUGAUCCAUCUGAACCUCAAUUUUUUGCUCCACCAUUGGAAACUAGCAGGAUUAGUGAAGAUGGUGUAAAUAGCAUAAUCAGUGUUAAUAGCACUGAAUCCCCUAAUUCCGUUCAUUCACCAAAUAAUGAACCUGCAUCUGAUAAGAAAUCAAAAGAACCUGAAACCAGUGAAAGAACUGAAGAAAGAGGAUCUCAUUCAGUUCAUAAUCAAUCAGAAAUCUCUAAACAUCAUGCUGAAAUGUUUAUCUUUGCAUAUGGGAUUGUUGUAUUUUGGAACUUUUCCGAAAUUCAUGAGAAGAAUAUCUUGGCUGAUUUGGCAUUUGCAUCAGAUGAACCUGAACCAUUAUUAAUCAAUCCAAUUGAUGAACAAGAUAUUGAAACUGAAGAAUUCCAUUUCGAAUAUGAUGGUCAAUUACAACGUCCUAGAAUAUAUAAUGAUAUGAUCACAUUAAGAUCGGGUGAUCAUUUGAUCAAACUAACUAUGUCGCAUGCUAUAGCCCAACUGACCAAGCUUUGUUUAUUUGAGAGUAGAAUGGUUAAUGUAUUACUGCUGAUUUCAAAAUUACCAAAAAAAUUAGCAUUAACCGGUCGAUUAGGUUUAAAGAGAACUCAAUUGUUAAAGAAAUCAGGAAAACUUUUCAAACUAAGAGUAGAUGUUAACCUUUCUAGUUCAAUCUUAGAUACUCCUGAUUUCUUCUGGUCUUUUGAACCAGCUUUACAUCCUCUCUAUAAUGCUAUUAGAGAAUAUCUUGAAAUCGAUCAAAGAGUUCAAGUUUUAAAUGAUAGAUGUAAAGUCUUCUUAGAAUUCCUGGAUAUCGUCAGCGAUAGUAUGAAUGAGAAGAAUACCAACAGGAUAACCUGGAUGAUUAUCGUUAUCAUCUUCUUAAGUUUAUUCGUUAGUUUAUUUGAAUUCUUAUUAGAAAUAAUUUAG
Molecule: messenger RNA, 1833 nt
Organism: Scheffersomyces coipomensis
Lineage: Eukaryota; Fungi; Ascomycota; Pichiomycetes; Serinales; Debaryomycetaceae
Exons: 2
Coding region: 1-1833 (610 amino acids)
Source: RefSeq, a predicted model, not a curated record